AUAGUAAUAUUUUAUUUGAAGAGUUCCGUGUUGGCGUCUUGUUUUCGAACUAGCAGCAGACAUACAUAUGUGAUAUUCCGGUGGGGAAGAUGUCUCUCUGUAGUGCUCUAUAGUUGAUAAUUAUUGUAAUGACACUAAACAUGAUGGAUUACGAGUUUAAGAUAAAAACGCAGAAGGACCGUACGAAGGUCGAAGAUCUCUUCGAAUUUGAAGGAUGUAAAGUUGGAAGAGGUACCUACGGGCAUGUGUAUAAAGCCCGAAGAAAAGAAGGUGUGCCAGAUAGUGAAUUAAAAUCUAGACCAGAUACAAAAGACUUUGGACUGAAACAAAUUGAAGGCACAGGACUUUCUAUGUCUGCCUGUAGAGAAAUAGCACUACUCAGGGAACUAAAACAUGUCAAUGUGAUUACUCUUAUUCGUGUAUUUCUUUCCCAUAAUGACCGCAAAGUAUGGUUACUUUUUGACUUUGCAGAACACGAUCUGUGGCAUAUCAUUAAGUUCCAUAGAGCAGCUAAGGCCAAUAAGAAACCUGUUAUGGUACCAAAAGGCAUGGUUAAAUCCUUAUUAUAUCAAAUUUUAGAUGGCAUACAUUAUCUGCAUUCCAAUUGGGUACUUCACAGAGAUUUGAAACCAGCUAAUAUAUUAGUAAUGGGUGAAGGAAAUGAAAGAGGACGAGUUAAAAUAGCUGAUAUGGGUUUUGCCAGGUUAUUCAAUGCACCUCUCAAACCAUUGGCAGAUUUGGAUCCUGUAGUAGUAACCUUUUGGUACAGGGCACCAGAGUUGCUACUAGGAGCAAGACAUUAUACUAAAGCUAUUGAUAUAUGGGCCAUUGGUUGCAUAUUUGCGGAGCUCUUGACAUCCGAACCAAUAUUUCAUUGUAGACAAGAGGACAUUAAAACUAGCAAUCCAUAUCAUCAUGAUCAACUAGACAGGAUAUUUAACGUCAUGGGAUUUCCACUUGAAAAAGAUUGGGAAGACAUCAAGAAAAUGCCAGAGCAUCCUACAUUACUUAAAGAUUUUAAACGUUCUAAUUAUGCCAACUGUUCACUUACAAAAUACAUGGAUCGACAUAAAAUCAAGCCCGAUAGUAAGGCUUUUAAUUUGUUGCAAAAGCUGCUGAUGAUGGAUCCAAAUAAAAGGAUUACAUCAGAGCAUUCAAUGCAGGAUGCCUACUUCCAAGAGGAACCACUGCCAACUCAAGAUAUCUUUGCGGGAUGUCCAAUUCCAUACCCUAAAAGGGAAUUCCUAACGGAUGACGACACUGAAGAAAAGACUGAAAAUAAAGCUAGGCAGAACCAGCAGCAAACGCAACAGAAUCAACAGCAACAGGGGAACAGUGAACACAGCCACGGGCAAAAUCAGAAACGAGUGAGACUGAACGGUCCUCAUGGUGCUCCAGAGUUUCAUCAACACCAAAGUCAUGCAAUGACACAUCAACAGCCUCCUGGAAUGGUCUAUUCGACUGCUCAACCAACUCAAUCCUCAAAUUUUCACCAACGUUUUUAAAGGAACGAGAAAUCAAUAAAUCAGUCGCAUAAUUUAUCGACUCAAUUUAAUGAAAUUGUAUGUCAACAGAAUGACCUACGAUCAUUGUAUAUUCCCUUGGUCAUGAUAUUACAAGUUUAUUUAUAUACUUGA
Messenger RNA from Cephus cinctus (wheat stem sawfly), 1637 nucleotides. RefSeq names its product cyclin-dependent kinase 8 (gene Cdk8). NCBI's taxonomy places the organism in Eukaryota, Metazoa, Arthropoda, Insecta, Hymenoptera, Cephidae. The record is from RefSeq and is a predicted model, not a curated record. Gene Ontology annotation, molecular function: cyclin-dependent protein serine/threonine kinase activity; ATP binding; RNA polymerase II CTD heptapeptide repeat kinase activity. The transcript has 11 exons. The coding region runs from base 129 to 1505 and encodes 458 amino acids. Gene Ontology annotation, cellular component: nucleus; mediator complex. Gene Ontology annotation, biological process: protein phosphorylation.